CAUUGGCAGUAGAGUGGCAUUACUGAAGAGCUCAGUUGCACCUUCAUAGGAUGUCAUCUUUCCAACAAGUCAGUUAAUCAAAUUUCAGUCAGACCCGCAGGUGUCCACAUACUCCUGGUCAUGUAGUGUACAUGCAUACAUAAAGUAUUACAUUCAUACACACAAACAACACUUUCUUCCAUGGGAAUCCUGAGAAUCCAUUCUCUAUAAUUGUUGACAAAUAUCAAUGACAUUGUCAACACCUUUCAGAGACUUUAGCUGUAGCUAGUCUUUACGUGACUGAAUUCGAUCGGGCCUGUCGACAAUGUGCCAUUUAAAGGUAAUUUCCGAUUGAGCCAACAUUUGCAGCGUUUUACCUUGAAUGCAAUAUUCACGAACGAGGUAUCAUUGCCUUUAAAAACGGCAUUGUUGACAACCCACGAUCGGAUUGAGUUAAUAAGAAAUAAUACACACAAGAAAUAAGGACUCCAACAUAUGAAACCACUUCUAGCAUAGCCGCAGGAAGAUGUUCGGGGUGCUGCGAUUUUUUUUUGCUGGCGCUACAUAAGGGUAUAUCGGUCCGCUAAUACAGGACUAGUAAAAUGUUCUAAAACAAAAUAUUAAUUAAUUAACCGCUACUUCCCACAGGUAUGACUCCUAGUCUGUUGGUGCUCAAUAAACUAUUGACCUCGAUGAUUUUUUUUACAUUGAUAAAUACUUUUUGGCUACGUUUUCUCUCUUACACUGAACCCAUUGAAACAAAAAAUGACAAUGCAAUAUUUCCUCUACGCUGGAGUCACAGUUCUUUUCUCAAAGUGUCUUAUUUGCUUUUAAUUUUUUUUUUGCCAGCACUUCACAAUUAACGGGGCACAUGAGGGUGAGCUAACACCUUAAUAUAAGACUACCCAAUAACAGUACACAUACUGUAACACACUGAGCAAUACCUGGUGAAAUUUAGACAAAAUUACAUUUAGAAUCUGUGAUUUUCUUCCAGACAGUUAAUCAUAUUCCGUAAUGACAUUCCCGUCUUUACUGUCAUCCAGAAUAUAAUCUUACAGUGACAGUGUGGCACUGGUGUUGUCGCCUGUUUUUGUCAACCACCCUAUAUUAAAAUGUUGGAGUUAAUUUAUUUGUUAUGUCUUUUCUGUCUUCUACUCUUCAUCGGUCGCAUAUUCUGUCUUCUAUCUCAUUAACAGUGUUGCACAGAGACUUAGUCUCUAACGUGUCAUUGAUAACUGUCUUGCUCAAACAGUACGAACAUGUGCAACUGUAACUAGCUAAAUUGUAACAUCAAGCAUGGACCAUUUUCACAAGAUCUGCAUCCUUGUACUAAUUAAAUGCAUUAAAACGACUGCCUAAAAAGUAUCUACACUCACUGUAGAAAAUCUACCCAUGGCAGGUUUGUUUGUCAUACGAUGCGCAUGCGCAUAAACAUUUACAGUUCUCCAAGUUGGACCAGACGCAAUCAAUACACAGUUGAGUUACAAGAUUCUCCAGUUGGAUUUAAUAGGUUGUAUGAAGUUCAUUAAAUGACAAAUAUAAAGUUGCUGUUUUGUGUGGACUUCGACAGAAGAACAUGCUAAAUCCGGCUAACGGCGACCCGGUCCACGUCGUUACAAAUUAUGUGGAAGAAUAUUUGGACUUGGUCGAAUCACUACCAUUCGACCUACAGAGGAGCGUGUCUCUUAUGAAGGAAAUUGAUGCAAAAUACCAAGAUGUCCUACAGGAGCUGGAUGAUGCUUAUGAGCGAUACCGUCGGGAGUCCGACCCUCUCCAGCAGCGCAGAAUGCAGCUGUCCAUCCAGAGAGCUCUCAUCAGCAGCCAGGAGCUAGGAGAUGAGAAGAUACAGAUUGCUGGGCAGAUGGUGGAGUUGGUGGAGAACCGUAGCCGGCAGGUGGACUGGCAUUCUGAGCUCCUCCACGCCUCCCAGGAGAACCCCGAGACCCAUGUACCCACAUCAACUGCUAUGACGACGACUGCAGCUUCCAUGAUGUCAAUGUCGGCAGUGACAACCACACCGGGCAAAGCAGGUCACCACGACAAGAGGCGUGACGAGGCAACGCCAGGCUCAGUCGGUGGAGGGGACAAGUCUGGCGGGAAACGCUCACGGCGGCAGAAGAACGGAGAGAACCGGGAGAGCUAUGGAGGCAUGGAUCAUGGUGACGAGGCGGGCAUGGGGGCGUCCAGGGAGAAGAGGGCCAAAACGUCGUCGUCCAAGAAGAAGAAGAGGUCAAAGGGCAAGUCAGAGAGGGAGGUGUCACCCCCAGACCUGCCCAUCGACCCAGACGAGCCCACCUACUGCCUGUGUGAACAGGUGUCCUACGGCGAGAUGAUUGGCUGUGAUAACGACGAGUGUCCCAUCGAGUGGUUCCACUUCUCCUGUGUGGGGUUGCAUCACAAGCCCAAGGGGAAGUGGUUCUGCCCCAAAUGCAGGGGUGAGAAUGAGAAGACCAUGGACAAGGCCCUGGAGAGGGCGAAGAAGGAGAGGGCCUACAACAGGUAGCUGCUCUACCUGGCCCAGUGGACAUUGUUUGUGGUCAUGUUAGUUUUGUGUUUUUGUUAUUGUAUUUUUUUACUCCCAAUUACUAUCAAUGCUGUUUGAAAAUGAAAGAAUUGGGAAGAGGGACUUUGUUAUCAUUUUAGUAAAGGCUGUACUGUAAGAUGGACAUCCUGGUUCAGGACCACUGGUUUAGAGCAGAUAUGUAAUACAGGUUAUUGUGUCAGUCACACCAAGGAUUGUUGACGCUAGCUGUAUCAUGCAUGCAACAAUACUAGCCAUAUUGCUCCUCCAAAUGAACAAAUAAAACAUUUCAACCAA
Coregonus clupeaformis (lake whitefish) is the source of this 2797-nucleotide messenger RNA. Its product is annotated as inhibitor of growth protein 1. Gene Ontology annotation, biological process: positive regulation of DNA-templated transcription. The transcript has 4 exons. Gene Ontology annotation, cellular component: nucleus. The record is from RefSeq and is a predicted model, not a curated record. Bases 1556 to 2482 code for a protein of 308 amino acids. NCBI's taxonomy places the organism in Eukaryota, Metazoa, Chordata, Actinopteri, Salmoniformes, Salmonidae.